AUGUUUUUACUAGCCAAAUUGGAAUCUAAGAUUCAAGAAGCCGUUGAGCAUAUUGAGCGAUUUCCCAGUGCUAAAAUAACUACUGUGUCAAUUCAAAGCCCUCGCUUGCAGAAGGGAGGGCAUUGUGCCGCUGUCCAUCGCCUUGACAGAAUCAACCUUGUAGUACGACCAGAGCUCGUUACAGAGGCAGCCAAUUACAUACUCCGCGAGCCGACCCCUCUAGCCGAACGGGACGAUCCCCCGGUGGUUGGUCUCAACUGCACUGCACAAGUACGAUAA
Pochonia chlamydosporia 170 is the source of this 279-nucleotide messenger RNA. RefSeq lists its product as hypothetical. The record is from RefSeq and is a predicted model, not a curated record. NCBI's taxonomy places the organism in Eukaryota, Fungi, Ascomycota, Sordariomycetes, Hypocreales, Clavicipitaceae. The coding region runs from base 1 to 279 and encodes 92 amino acids. The transcript has 2 exons.